AUGGCGUUGACUAAAGGAACCAAAGUGUUCCUUGGCUUUGUCCUGUUGGUGUGCUGUUGGCUCAGCAACGCGUCCCUGCAUGUGGCUGAUGGCCCGGCCGAAAGUGACGGGUCCAAAGUUCUUGGGCCCGUGGUCCUUGACUUGAAAGUCGCAAUUUAUCAAAGCCGUUUUCCGGCGGGCAAAGCAGAUCUGUCUGACCAUUUGCGCACAGGUUUGCCCAUCAAGCUCCCCAAGGAUGAUGCCCUGCAAGGUGUGAUUUGCGCAGGCAAGGCUGCCGUAUUGCUUACGGUUUUGGUGUGCCUUUUUGGCUUUCGGUGCUCAUCGCUUGAAGGUCGACGGACAGAGAGCUUGGAACCUGGCACGCGCGUGGGAACUGAUGCACAGCACUUCGCUAAGCCUGCAGGUUGUGAUUUGGAAAUGGGGUUGGCUCCAACUCCUGGCAGUGACGAAUCGCGCGUUGAGCCUGAGCUGUUCGAUGAGUGCUGGGGCGAAGAUGAGGAGUUUGCAGAAGAGGAAGGAGAAGAAGAGGAAGGAGAAGAAGAGCGCAUCAGCAACGACCACAGGGACAGAUUGAUCCUGCAAGCCGCGACCAUGGGCCCUUGUGUCAGGCGCGACGAUGCGCCAGAAAUUCAUGAUGAAGCAGGCCGCAUUGCCCUUGCCCGCCUUGACAAGAAGAGCGGCGAGCAAGCGAUGAUGGACGGCUCCAAAGCGGCAGGCGGAAAUGUCGGUGACUUGCGGCCUUCGAGUUCCAGGGAAUACCUGGCCUUGUUGCAGCUGGAAAUUGAGGCCCUGCAGAAGUACGUCCCGGAUGAGAGGCCAAGUGAAGAGACUCAGCUCAAGGCAGCAAGGCUGAAUGCAUUGCAGCGAGUGCUCCAUGAGCGCGCUGCACGAAUGGCUCCGGCGCAGGCUCAAGUCGAGUCUCUGGCCGCGUGGGGCUUUGCUUCCGAGAAGGAGCUGGCCGCGGCGCCGUGUCUCUUGCGUCUGCAUGGGGAUCCAAUGCUCACGGGAUGCCUGGCUUAUGUGGUCUCGGGGGGUUCCCGUGUACUGGGGAGUGCCAGCGACAUCUACUUGAAGGGCCUGGGUAUUCGGCCGCAGCAUUGUCAGAUCUCGGAACACAGCGGCGGUCUGUGGUUGACUAACCUUUGCUCACAGAGGCAUCGACUCUUUGUGAACGGCAGAUCCAUGGAUGGCACCACCACGGAGCGGGGAAGGGCCGAGUGGGAGCAACGGUUGAGCAACAAAG
This is a messenger RNA of Cladocopium goreaui, 1243 nucleotides long. The record is from the annotation of a GenBank genome assembly. NCBI's taxonomy places the organism in Eukaryota, Dinophyceae, Suessiales, Symbiodiniaceae.